This is a messenger RNA of Anas platyrhynchos (mallard), 7771 nucleotides long. RefSeq names its product epoxide hydrolase 1 (gene EPHX1). The record is from RefSeq and is a predicted model, not a curated record. Gene Ontology annotation, molecular function: epoxide hydrolase activity. Gene Ontology annotation, biological process: epoxide metabolic process. NCBI's taxonomy places the organism in Eukaryota, Metazoa, Chordata, Aves, Anseriformes, Anatidae.
GGCUGAGGAGAGGCGCUGAGGCGGCUGAGGGAGCGGCUGGGGCUGAGGGAGCGGCCUCCCGCGGCGCCCCGAGCCCGGCCGGGAGCCUGAGGCGAUGUUCGGGUGCCCUGCCCCGGGGCUGGGUCGCCGCCCCCAUUAAACACCGGCGGGUGCCCUUCUGCCCGCUGGUGGGAGCGGCCGCGGCCGUUACUGGAGGGUAAAGAACGGCAGCGGGCUGGGGGCAGGUCUCGGGGCUGGAUCCGGGAAGGGGAAGUCCCUCCUGCGCUUUUCCAUCAGACUUGAAACCUCUCUGACCGAGUCCCAGGCACGUAGUUCUGCUGCUGAAGAGGUGCCUGGGGGAUGAGAAGACAACCUGCAAAACCCAACAGCUGCGUUGCGUUGUCCAGCUGAGCGAUCUGCAGGAAAAGCAAGUGACACGCUCACAGUCCUGAGGCAUUAUGCUGCUUGAGAUACUCCUGAUUCUGGGGACUGUCAUCUUCUACUUCUUACGUUCCAGGAAGAAAGAAGAGACGUUAUCCUUUAAGGAGGGAUGGUGGGGCAGAGGCCAAAAGCCUGACACUGAAGAAGAUGCAACUAUUUGGCCAUUUAAGGUGGAAACUACAGAAAAAGAUCUGAGUGACCUGUAUAGGAGGCUGGACAAGGCUCGAUUCACUGAGCCACUGGAGGACAGUUGCUUCCAUUAUGGAACAAACUCAGUGUAUCUCAGGAAAGUUGUCUCCUAUUGGAAAAACCAAUUCAACUGGAAGAAACAAGUUGAAAUUCUCAAUAAGUACCCACAAUUCAAAACUAAGAUUCAAGGCAUUGAUAUCCACUUUGUUCAUGUAAAGCCUCCUUGUUUGCCUGAAGGCCAGUCUGCAAAGCCAUUAUUAAUGGUUCAUGGUUGGCCCGGUUCAUUUUAUGAGUUUUACAAAAUUAUUCCUCUCCUGACUGACCCUGCCAGCCAUGGCCUCAGCGAUGAACACAUUUUUGAAGUCAUUUGCCCCUCUAUCCCUGGCUAUGGUUUCUCAGAAGCUCCCCACAAAAAAGGCUUUAAUUCUGUAAGUGCUGCCUCGGUAUUUUAUGAAUUGAUGCUCAGACUGGGAUUCAGCGAGUUCUACGCACAAGGUGGUGACUGGGGCUGGCUCAUCUGCACCAAUCUGGCCCAGAUAGCUCCCAACCAUCUGAAAGGUCUUCAUUUAAAUCUAGCCUCUGUUACGAACAUGGGAUUCACCCACCUGCUCUCCAUUCUGCUGGGCCGCUAUCUUCCAGGGCUCUUCGGUUUCCAGGAAGAAGACGUUAGGCGGAUGUUUCCCUUCUUGAAAAAGGGGCUCUACAGGAUCUUGUCGGAAUCUGGCUACGCUCACAUACAGGCUACAAAGCCUGAUAGCGUUGGUUGUGGCUUGAAUGACUCUCCUGUAGGACUGGCUGCAUACAUCUUGGAGAAAUUUUCUACAUGGACUGAUCUGGAAUUCCGUAAUUUAGAAGAUGGAGGACUAGAGAGGAAGUUUAACCUGGAUGAUCUUCUUACCAAUAUCAUGAUCUACUGGGUGUCAGGCUGCAUAGUCUCCUCAAUGCGUUUCUACAAAGAAAAUCUGCAGAAGGGAAUAGGCACACAGAAACAUGAGAAGCUCCCAGUACAAGUACCUACUGGCAUCGCUUCCUUCCCUAAUGAAGUCAUGCACACACCCCAGGCUUGGGCCCAGAAGAAAUACACCAACAUAGUGUCUUUCCAUUUGAUGCCUAAAGGUGGCCACUUCGCAGCUUUAGAGGAACCUGAACUUCUUGCUGAAGAUAUUCUGCAAUUUGUCGGGAAAGUAGAGAAAGAGCAACUUUGGAGAAAGAAAGGAGAAUAAUUCCCGUUAGGAAAAGCAGGGUAAUUGCUCAUUGCUUACUAAGUCUACUGUAAUCAGAUCUUAUUCUUGACCAGAUAUGAGAGGACAGCAAGAAAACUGUAGAAUAGCUGAGAGAGGAUACAAUCUUGGAAACCCAAGGAUUUUUCUUUUUUAGCACAGCUAUGCUAAGAAUGUAGCAUGAAGGUUGCUUGGUUAUUUUCUCCCCCAGGCAGAAGCUUCUAAAGCCUGUUCUCUGAUACCAUUUACUCUUAUUUUGAAAUUGAGAAAUAGACCUUACCACUACUAAUACUCAGUUUAAUUAUUACCAACAGCUUUUCUUCUCAACAGCAGUAAAAGUUGAGUUGAUGUAUGUGUGAGAUUCCCCACAUAUACAAUGGGGAACAGUCAAGCAAGACCUGACUUGAAUGACUGUAUCAAUUAAUCAGCACUGAUCUACCGUGCUCAUUAAACCAACCAGCUGGCUGCUGCUGGCUGCCUUUCUCUUCCAGCCUGUGCUGUUAAGCAGCUUCCUGGCUGGGAGGAAGCUCAGCUCUCCUGCACCAGGCUCCUAGGAAAACAAUGUGUGAGGAGCAGCUGGAGCGUUAGCUGAGUAGCUGAAACACACAGGCUUUUGUAGCUUGGACCAGAAGGAGGGGUUGGGGGUAGGCGUAAUUACAGCCCAAGUAGCCUCUGCACGGAAUUUGUGCUCUUAACUAAAAUCCUAGCCCUGGACAGGCUCGAGACACCAUGGCUUUGCACUGCGUCUAUGGGGUACUACUGUAAACACCUCUUAAAAUAAAAUUUAAAAAAAAAGAAAGAUAAAAUUAAAGGAAAUUUGCAUUAAAACUUUGAAUAACAGUUGCACAUACGUAUGCUUUAAACUUUUGACUAGGUGUGAUUUUGUUUCUAUGUUGGAUUUGUUACAGAGGUCAGGUGAAAGGUAAACUGCUCAAAGAAACCUGAAAGGCAGUGUAUUUUUGCCUACAGCAGUACCUAGUACGUGCAGCUGAGCUUCAGACACUUUAAAACUGUAACCAGAUGACUGAUUUCAGUAUGGAUUUGUUCUCCAAUCACUUCUGAUACACUUCCCUACCUUGCAAGCAUAGGGAAAUAUAAUCCAUUAAUAACACUUGCAUAGAUUAGUGUUAGUUUAAAAUAUGAAGUGGAAUGGGAGCUGUUAAGUAGCAGUUACUGCUCCUUCCCACAGUUUGUCUGCAGAAGGCAAAUCAACACUGCUGCUGGGCACAUCUGAAUUUUACUGCUCAAAACCACCUAUAAGCCGUGACAGAACAUCAUUAGGGCAGACUGCUGGUGGACCAAUUUCAGCCAUUUUUCUGAGCAGAGAUGAGAGCUCUCACUACCUUCACUCUGGCCUGGUGUUUUUGCACCUGGGUGCUAGCAGAGGAAAGCCCAGUAGCUCUCAGCUUUCCCUGCAAGAUUUGACUGCAGUGCUGACAUGGACCCUUCAACUGUAUUUGAGUUCUUUAGUACAGCUGACUGCUUCCAGAUUAGUACUGAGCACAUAUUCUAUAUUCACCUGUAACAGCUUUAAUUAGUCAAUAUUUAUGUCUGUGUUUACAAAAUAUUUUUGGUUUAGGCUGGUCAGUUCUGAAUAGAUAGGCAGUAAAUAGUCAUUCACUUGAUCUAAAAUAGGCUUUUCUCAGAAAGAAAAGGUUAGAAGGUUCAAUGUUAUUGUAGAAUGUCCUGAGCUGGAAGGGACCCUCAGGGAUCAUCACAUCACGCUCCUGGCUUCACAAAGGACCACACAAAAAUCAAAUCAUGUCUGAGAACGUGUUGUCUAAACACUUCUUGAACUCCAGCAGGCCUGGGGCUAUGGCCACUUCGCUUGGGAGCCUGUUCCAGUGCCUGACAACCAUUCCUCAGUGAAGAACCUUUUCCCAACGUCCAGCCUGAACCGCCUCUGUCACAGCUUCGUGCCUUUCCCUCAGGUCAUAUCACUUGUCACCAGACAAACAAGACCAGCGUCUGCCCCUCCACUCCCCCUCGUGAAGAAGCUGUAGGCCACAACAAGGUCUCCCCUCAAUCUCCUCUUGUCUGGCCUGAACAAUUCAAGUGACAUCAGCUGCUCCUUACACAUCUUGCCCUCUAGACUGUUCACCAUUUUCUUAGCCGUCCGUUGCAUGCCUGCUAGUAGUUUUAUGUCCUUCUUGUACUGUGGCAUCCAAAACUGCACACAGGACUUGAGGUGAGCAGGACAAUUGCACCCCUGACCCAGCUGGCAAUGCUGUGCUUGGUGCAGCCCAGAAUAUGGUUGGCCCUCUUGGUAGCCAGGGCACACGGGUGACUCACAUUGCUUUUCCAGGAGGAAUCUGCUUACCUCUGACAGCAACAGCUGCUUGCAGGCACCACUGUGCUCCCUCUUGCACUAGUCCUUGAUCUCUGGCCAUUUGUUUUUGUCUUACUUCUGUCUCCUGUGUGGUCUUAUAUUUCAGAGCUGGAGAUCAUCCCCUCUCAUCUUUAACACACAUGCAGACAUCUGCUGUGGUGCCAGGGAGCACUGCCAUAUACUGCUAUAACUGAAUACUUCCCUAGGGACUGUUCAGUCACAGUGCAGUUAAAGUAAGUGGGGAGCAAGUUUGCUAUAUGAUGCCUGCCAAACCCAUUUUCAGAUGCAAGUAGAAUUUUGUCUCCCUUCUGGAGCAGAUCUCCUUGAAAGGGCCCAGCCUCAGUGAAAGGAAGCACAGCAGGGGUCUAUUUAGCAAUCUUAUGUUACAGCAGCCCAUCUAGGCUCAGUCACAAGUGGGAGCUUGACAAAAAAAAAAAAAAGCCAGCCACCACCAGACCUUUAUUUUUAAAUACAUCUCCCAGUGCUUUGCCAUUUGAGACAAUGAUAAUGAACACGGACAGUAAGCGUCAGUAAGCACAUCCUUGCCCCACUCUGUGCACUAGGUAGAAUGCAUUUCAGCCUACUGCAAAGAAGUGGUCCAUACUGACAGCUUUAUUUCAUAUAUAAAAUAGUCACAGAUAAAUUAAUUCCAGCAUGAAAAUGGGUUUGAUUAGAUAUUGUCCGAAAGAAAAGAAAGGUGUAGACUUUAGAAGCUUAAAAAUGGUAAACACCUGUUAUAUAGUGAAGAUUUUUCAAAUUCUGGUGUCACAAUUCUCAAAACUUAAUCCAACAGCUAUCAGCAGCUAGUGUUUGUCUCCAACUAUCUACACUUAGAUAUAGACACAGUAAAAUCCUACAACAACCUGCAGGAGUGCAAAAUUCAGCUAUGUGCCAGUCAUAAAUCCUGCCAUCAACUCCCCUCCCCUUUUUCCUCAAAGUAAUCACCUGUUUUUAGCAAAAAGCAGCCAAACCCACUGCUUGUAGUGCAAAGUUUAAUGCUAACAAAGUGUUUGUGGGCUAAUAAUAGAAUCUGCAUGUCUUGCUGCAGGCAGGAACUCUCACACAAGCCGGAGAUUUGGCUGAUAACCACCUUGAGUGAGUCCAGACUCACUUCUGAUACAUACUCUGCUUUUGGCUAGCGGGCAAUUAUUUGGUACAGUACCACAGUGAGUAGUGCAAAAGUGAGUGUCAGAUAAUCAGAAAUAGUUUUAACAUUUGUUUUAGCAAGUAGCUGCAUAUCAGAUUAUUGCAAUAGUAUUAAUAAGUAAGACAGGACCCCUGCUUUGUUAUACUUAAGCAAGCCAGCUGAGUACCUGCUGUUCGGUCAGUAAGUGUCCUCUAACAAGGCUAAAUGCAGUGCUUGCUGUUGCUGGCUGGGCUGUUUCUUGGGAAUAAGGCUCUUUGACAUAGUAGCUGUAUCUGUCAGGAGAACCAAGAAUCUGCUGAUCAUUCUCAAAGCAUUUUAUUCUGCUCAAGAGCCAUUUCUUGGUGAAACUUUCAUUUCUGGACCAAAGUUGCCCCAGAGUCCCUGCUCACAGAAACUGCUGUGCUAAAGGCCAUACCUCCUCAAGUUGCUCCAAAACAUAGAUCUAUCCCACACUGAAAACAGAAGUAGCUCACCUAAAUGCUAGUUUUUAAUUAACCAGUUACUGCCCGUGAAGAAUCUGGAUAAAAGGUUCAAAAAACACAGCAAUGCCACUGAAAAGCAGAACUUAUAUUCCAGCCAUAACUGAAGUGCUUUGGAAAGUAUCUGUUUCUGGUAUGGAAACAUAGUUAAAGUCACCUUGUCAUAUACUCCAGCAAAAUUAACUCUUACUACAACCAAAUUUGACUUCUGAUUAUUAAACUACAAAUUCAAGAAGUCCUUAAAAUCUAAGCCACUAAAUGCAGCCUUUGGAAAUCUUAUACAACUAAAUAAGACUUUAAAUAAGUAUCAUCACAAGUAGACACCUAGAUCCAUAAGGGGCAAUUAUCCGUCACCACUGAGUCAGCAAGGAGUAAGGAUUUAACUGUUCAAGACAGUCAAUCAAAUGCAUGUUCUGUUUUACAAGCAGGUACAAUACAUAAAAUGCAUUAAAUCAAGACAUUUGUGUCUGAAAGAGGAAUGGAAGCAUCCCUCUGGAUACCGUAGGAAGAGACAAGGAAUAAAUCCAUAUUGAUUUCAGGCUAGCUUAUUUGAAAACACUGAGAAAUGAUGCCACUUGUUUGAGUUGCUGUAGUAGCACUUUAAGGAACAUAACUCACACUGAAAACAUCUUGCUUAGGAUUAGUUUUCUUCCGUGGAAGAAAUAUCCUGUGCAGUGCCAGACAGCCCUGAUAGUAUUGCCAAUGCUGCUAGAAGAAGUAGCCCUAUUUAAAUCCGCAGUUGUUUUCUGGAGAGCAGAAUUUAUAAACCAAUCUGAGCUGAGUGACAGCUCUUUCCCCUUGCUGGAUGUAGCCCAAACUUCAGUCUUCAAAAUACCUUCCUGAAUGGAUUUUAAGAUGUUUAGAAGGAUGCUCAUGCUCCCCAUGUUUGAUAGUACCACCUGCAGUUUUGAGGAUAGGAGGAACAAUGAGAUUUUCUACAUAAAUGAUGAAUUUCCAUCUUCUUAAAUGAAAGAUAGACCCUCUUUGGUGGAUUCAAAGCACCAUUUCAACCUAUGCAAACAGCUCAAGCCACUUCCCAUCACAGUGCAAAGGGAGGAACAGUACAGAGAGAAGGUGAACGUGAAACAUGAGAAGACAAAACCCCACACAGCCACAAAGCUCCCGAGUCAAGGAUGCUAACAUGACAAACUCAACUAUAUCUGAAGGCUGACUGGUAACUGUUUCAACAGCACAAGAGAGGAGCAAGAAGGAAGCUGACUACUUCAUCUUCAUUAUGCUGCCUGUUCCAGCAGCUGCAAGGGGCCUGGCCUCCACCUUGCAAAAACCUCAGCGCCCAAAGCGGAGCGGAGGGUCCUGGCGCUGUGUCAGGAGCCCAGCUGUCUGCCCCGCUCAGCAGCUGCAGCCUGCUUCGGGCAGGGGGAGGGCCAGGCCUGGAGGCAGGAAUGGUGAAGGCAGCAGGUGAAAAGAAAAAGCAGUCCUGCAGCCCUUAAAUUCCUCCCAGUCCCAGAUUUGCCCCCCUCUCCCUGUAUCCCACUCCACAUCCAAUGCAAAAGUCAACUUUUGCCUGUCCUGCUGGUUACCAGAAAAAAUAUUGUCACCCUCUCCUUCUCAGCACAGCUCACGUAGUGCUGCUUUGUUCCUAGUUCUCCAUCGCACAAGGACGUGUGGAUGUGCUCCACCCAGAGGUAUAAACCCAAGUCAACAUAAGUACCUAUAUUCAAAUAAUCGAUGCCAAUUUCUUCUGCCAAGGGCCCAGCUGCCACUGCUGCCUCUUUUCUGGGUGGCAGUCCCCACUCAGUGCAAUCUUACGAGCAAGCCUACAUAGUUGGAGAGGUUUUGCAUGGAAAAUAUAUUUGUAUCUCUUGAGUUCUAGAAAUUCCCAGGCAGUCUUGAGGGAAUUAAGGUCCACCUCUACAUUUACACCUUUACAUUUCUGGUCUCAGAGCAGAAUGAAUUCUCACUGUUCUAGGAAUAAUUCUGAAGUGACAGUUGUAAAACAUGAAAAAAAUAAAACUGGAAAAGCCUA